Molecule: messenger RNA, 4389 nt
Organism: Eufriesea mexicana
Lineage: Eukaryota; Metazoa; Arthropoda; Insecta; Hymenoptera; Apidae
Product: hydrocephalus-inducing protein homolog
Exons: 26
Coding region: 1-4389 (1462 amino acids)
Biological process (GO): cilium movement; axonemal central apparatus assembly
Cellular component (GO): axoneme
Source: RefSeq, a predicted model, not a curated record
AUGAGGGCCUGCACGUAUCGCAAUUACAUGGACGAGAUGCUCGGCAUAAUCGACGAGAUAGAGUGUCGAACCCCGGAACCGGAAGUGUGCAACGCGAGGUGUCCACCUCUAGGCUGUCCACGAGGACCUUGUCCAGGGAUGUGCUGUUACCAGGGCGUGUGCGAUCCCUGUUGCGUGUCGCAAAUGCCCUGUUGCCCGCCACCCCCUCAGCCGCCGCGUUGUCGAGCACCACCCUUGUACAAAAUGGACGAAGACGUGGAGAGGAUAAAAAUGAGUGCUCCUCAGGAAUUCAACGUAACACGAUUCAUAACUUGUUUGCUGCGCGAUUCCCGGCACGAGAAAGACGAGGACGGAGAAGAGUACGUUGGUCGUCCGUCAGAAUACACGAGACAAAUGUUGAUGACAACGGAGGAGAGGACGCAGUAUAUCCUGAAAUGGAAGCACAGGCUCGAUCUACCAUUCUGCACCAAAUUCGAGGGUGGCAAUUUCGAAGUCAGCCCCAGCAUCGUCGUAUUUCAACAAUUCACACCUGGAGCUUCUUUGAGCGUGAUAGUGACACUUCGCAACGUGACAGGGGUGCCGAGGUAUUUGAGGAACACUUACGAGCCUGAUCCUUUCUUCACCGUCGAGUUUUGUGGCAGCAGUUUCUCGACGAUGCUCGCGCCAGGUCUUUCCAAUUCUUACAGAGUGAGAUUCAUGCCCCAAAGAAGGGAGGACUGUCAUUACGAGAUGAAAUUCGCGACUGAUGCUGGAGACUUGAUCGUACCAGUCAUAGCGAUCAAUGGGAGAGGGAUCUUGGAUUUUCCCGAUCGAAUCGACGUACCUCUGACGGCUGUCAAAAUUUCUUCCUCGAAGACGAUAUUCGUUCGCAACGUGGGGAAUGCGCCGGUGGUUUUCACCCUUUACACCGAUAAUCCCUGCUUCUGGAUCGAGCCAUCGAAGGGAAGGGUAGAGGAAGAGGAAUCCCUGCAAUUUACUGUGUACUUCUCGUCCAAGAAAGCCGGGGAUUUCGAAGGCAACCUUUUCCUCGAAUACGACACGGGGGAGAAGCUGAGGAUAGAUCUUCGAAGCUCCGCGGAGAGCUGCCCCGUCCGAAUCGACAGAGGCAGCGUGAGGAUGGAGGAAACUUUCCUGGGUCUAUCGAGGAGCAAGACCCUCACGAUCCACAACAGAAGCAAUUACAUCGUCAAGUAUAAGUGGAUGCUGCUAGAGAGUGCCGAGGCGGACAACGAACGGAGAGAGCAUUACAAGAAGUUGUUCCAUCUGGUUUACGAGAGAGAGCUCGUCCGCUGCGUGGAUCUCGUUCAUUACAACGUGUGCACACCUGACAUCCAUCAACUGAUUUAUCAACGCAUCUACACGGACGAACUCGAGUCCCUGACGAAGGAAACCUUUCAAUACAAUAAUAUGUACUUCAUGUUCUCGCCUGAGGAGGGCGAAAUUUGGCCACAGUCUUCGAUCGAUGUCACAGUGUUCUAUCGUGCAUUGGAAGUCGGCGAAGUAACCAGUACCGCCUAUUUGGAGGUGACUGGUCGCGAAGACAGAAUUCCCUUGAGCCUCCACGGAACAGGCAAAGGACCAGUUCUCCAGCUAAACGUCCUCACCAUCAAUCUGGAGAACAUCUACAUGUGUUCCGUGCACAAUUACGAGAUAAUAGCGGCGAAUAAAGGGCAUAUUUCCGGCACGCUGGUUUACAGGGGAAAACCAAGCGACUUCGGCGGAAUGAUCGACGUGACACCCCCGAGCAUUAAACUACAGCCAGACGAGUAUAAAUCCUUCAAUUUGUCGUUUUCGUCGAAUCGUAAGGGCGAUUUCGUGGAGAGGGUCGAUUUCGUGGUGAAAGAGAGCCUCGAGGUGCUCAGCUUGCAUAUCAAGGGAUGCAUCAUAUGCCCGACUUUACACUUUGACAAGGAGAGCCUCGAUUUUGGCACCACGGCCCUUGGAUUCAGCACGAGGCAAGACGUACACCUGCAUAAUCUAUCCUUGAUACCCGUGGCUUUCACCAUAACCGUGUUAAACGAUGGGGAUCAGGCUGCGCUGCAUCACGAAGACUUCGUGAGAGCCCUAACGAAGCCAAGUUUCCCGAGCAACCCUCGAGAGUUCCACGUCGUCCCUGCGGAAGGCGUGGUGGCCGCCCAAGGCUGUCUUAAAAUCAAGGUCAUUUACACUGCCAAUAUCGUGCGUGUCGGUCAGACGACGAUCGAGGUCGACAUGUGGGACUCUGAUUCGGACCCUGUCACGCUGCCAGUGGCAUUCUGCGGCAGAGUAGCUUCGUUAUCGAUCACACCACCGGAUAUCACGGUUCGAUUCUGCUUCGUUAACUUCCCCUAUUCGCGAUCCUUCACUGUGGAGAACCAUUCCGACCUGGACGGAUUCUUCUACCUGCUGCCACAACCAGUCGCGGAUGACACGCCUGUGAUUUGCUCACUUUCCAAGCAUCAGGGUUAUGUCAAGGCUCGUCAGUCGAAGAUCAUCGAAGCGACUAUCAUCACUAGGGCUUUAGGUCGUCACAAAAUCACCCUGACUAUGCUGACUAUGGGAGAAGAUUCAUCGACCUCGUCCAACGUGAUCAUCACGUGCAAUGGUCAGGGUCCUGUGGUCUCCGUGGAGCCAAACUCCCUAGACUUCCACGAGGUGAAAGUCCUCGAGGAGAAGACGAUGAACUUUCAGCUGAUCAACGACUCGCCUAUUCCUACCCAGUUCACUGUCACAUUGAGAAACGCACGUUCGCCAUGGAUACCUAUCCCGGAAUCUGGCAGCCUAGAACCUCAUGGAUCGAUGACCAUCGUCGUCAAACUAUCACUCGUGGAUGCUGGCAAGUUCAAAGACAAAGUGAUAGUGUCUGUGAUUAACAGUAGGUCCAUUCCCGUGGACGUGAAAGUGUUUGGAUAUGGAUGCUGCGUAAUUUUCGAGCCACAGAUAUUCCCUGUCUACGACUGGGGGCUUCUCUUCAGUCAUCAGCAAAUCGAUCGGACGAUAACCCUGACGAACCGAGGAACUCGAGACUACCAAAUGUACUGGGUAACCGAUCCUGAAAUACGCUUCCGACGAGGCCAGAUGGUAAUGCCGGAAAACACCAAGUUCCAACUGCAACCCAUGAUCGUGGACAUCCCACCAGGGGAAACCAAACACGUCCACUGCAAGCUGUUCUGGAAGGUAAACGAGUGUCUGGCGGAGAAAUGGUACGUCUUCGGUCAGAUACAGGGUGUAGGGAAACGAGAGCUGAUCGGCACGUCGACUUUCACAGUAGUCCUGAUAGAACCGCAGAUUCUCUUCAGCAAGAGGAAGCUGACGUUCCGCGUGGACAUCUGUCCCGACCAGGACAAAUUGCAGCAAACAGACGAGCUACUGGUGACCAAUCAGUCGAAGCUUGAUCUGAACGUCCAGUUGUCGGUGAAGGAACCGUUUUAUCUGAUAACUGAUAGUAGGGAACACGUGCAAAGCAGGAAGAUCGUCCUCAUAGAUGGAGCCACCACGACGAUCGGUGUCCUCUUCUCCUUCGACUAUGACACGGAGGAACGUUGCUCCAGGAGCUAUUCCGGCGUGCUUCGAUUCGAGUACGAGGAACAUCCUAAUCAGGAUAAAAUCUCGUGCAAAGGCUACGUGAACUUCCCGAACCUCGCUAUAGAGCCGGAGGAUUUCGUAAUUAACUGCGAACUGGGCUCCAGCGCCGAGGAAAUAUUAACGUUAACCAAUAACGGACCCGUAUCGGUGCUGUAUAAAUUCCUGUGGCUCGCAGAUUCCAUCGAGAUACAGCGAGAUCUGGACACCGAUCGCGAGUGUCCUGGAUGUUCACCGCGAGAAGCAAAAUUACGGCCGAAUACACCAGAAAUUCCCGAGGUUUCAGUCGCAACUGUGGCAAACGAAGAACUUCACACAAGUGACAGGCAAGACGGAAGUGGAUACGGACCACUGAGCACGAUACCGCCACCUGCGAAUUCUCCCGCUUCCGAGAUACACAAGCCGGAGAUCUCGAGUGUAGAUGAGAAUUCUGAAAGCGACGACUGCCAAAUCUCCGGACAGGAGAUCAGAGAAUUCCUAAUGCCGAUGGUCGGACCGUACUUCAGAAAAGACGAAGACUUAGUCGUGUUAGAGAGCAUGAGCACAGAUCCUCCGAAGGAUUAUUACAUCAACGAGCUGUUCCUCAAGUACAAUCGCAAGAGCUUGGUCCUGAGGAAUCUCUGCGCGAUAGCGUUCGAGUACGAGAUAAAGGAGGUGGCUUCCGUGGACGCGAUAGAUCGAUUCGAUAUACAUCCGUUGAAAGUCGAACCCAAUACCGGCUUUGUGGACCCCGAAUCGUCCGUGGAAUUUCACGUGGACCAUCUGCCCACGAAGCUUGGCCCUAUCGAUCAUCGAUUUCAGCUGGAGGUACGGCCUUUAAAUCUCUGA